This is a messenger RNA of Schistocerca gregaria, 1587 nucleotides long. RefSeq names its product transformer-2 protein homolog beta-like. The transcript is spliced from 3 exons. Gene Ontology annotation, cellular component: spliceosomal complex. The record is from RefSeq and is a predicted model, not a curated record. The coding region runs from base 32 to 718 and encodes 228 amino acids. Gene Ontology annotation, biological process: positive regulation of mRNA splicing, via spliceosome. Lineage: Eukaryota; Metazoa; Arthropoda; Insecta; Orthoptera; Acrididae. Gene Ontology annotation, molecular function: RNA binding.
UUGUCUCUAUACCUUCUAUUGGGCUGUUACAAUGGAAGAUGAGAACCAAAGGGGUGAGCGAGACAGUAGGUCUUAUGAGUGCAGUCCAAGCCCACCAUCUAUGAGCUAUAGAAGGGGCAGCCGAUCACCGGAGCACAGCAGAGACAGACAUCGUACGCUGACUCCUGAUAGGCACAGCCGGGGCAGUCCUGAAGGUAGGUAUGCAAGGAGCCCUUCUUACAGUCGAUGGAAGGAAAGUAGCUACAGGAGGGAUAGAUACGAUCGUAGAGAUCGCAGUCCACCUGGUUACUACAGCUCAUAUCAUGGAAGAAGUAGGAGUAACAGUCAAGAUCGACAUUAUCCAAGAGAGUCUAGAUCGCGCAUUCGCUCCCCAAUGCCCACUCCGCCGUCUUCAGUAUUAGCGGUGUUCAAUCUGCCACGCAGAGACGUGUACAAUAUUUUGUGGGAUGAAAUCAAUCACCACGUUCCUAUACAAAGAUUGUCUCUUAUCACCGAUAAGCGAUCCGGAGAAUAUCGUGGAUAUGCUUUUAUAACCUUCGCGAGCAUUGAGGAUGCCACAAAGGCAAAAAGCAUCCUUCAUGGAAAGAACGUCGAUGGAAGAACGGCUCGAGCAGAUUUUAGUAACACACCAGAACCUCAUCAGAGCACGCCUGGACGGUAUAUGGGGCGCAGAAGUCCUGCUAGAUAUCGCUAUAGGGAUCAUCCUUACAGAAGGUAAAACGCUUGUUUUUGAUAUUUACCUGGGUUGUAGUGUAACGAGAAAAUCGAACUUGCCGAAGGCUUUUUUUUAUAAAUAAGAGAGAAGGCGCACACAUUUGAUAAGCCGGAAGAUUGCAAUGAAGUUGGCCAGGCCUUAUUUUUUGCAGCCAAAAAAUUUUUGGGGGGAGUAGAGAAGGAGAAAAGUGUGCGCGAAAAGCGAAAAGUUCCAGAAGGCUCAAAGACAAAUCUAUGCCAUAUGGGGUAUAGAUGUAUUUAUAUUUUUUUUUAACGCCUGUAUAUUUUUGGCCAGCGGAUUGUGCAUCGCUUGAAAAAAAUGCAGCCCUGGUUAGCACUGAUCCGAUCUCAUUUCAUCCUCUCUUUACUGAAUAUAUGAGAAAGUCGAACGAAUUUUCAACCAGAUUUUGUGAAUUUUGCAUGUUUGAAGAGGGAGAGAGAACAUGUCCAGAAAAUUCUUGCUGCCUUCCUCUUGUAGAAGUUAUGUCCAUACAUCGCACGCUUGUGAGGGAACUAUCAGCGGCUUUAAUCGAUAGAUGGCGAAGACGCCAAAUUUGAUGUCAAAUAUUGUGAAAAUUUUUUUUUAAGUUCCAGAAGGCGCCCUAUCUAGAUGCAAUUUUCUAGGCGUCUGCCAUGUGCCUUCCUAUUGAAGAGAGGGAUGGGAGCUAUAGAGGUUGAAAAAAUAUGGAAUUUUGUAAAGAAAAAUACAUUGGCAAAUGCCUUUUUUUAAUGCCCACAAAUUGAAAUUGGUAUCUAUCGUGCUCAAAAUUCAAAAAAGAAAAGUGGUCUUUCUCCAGUAUGUGAAUCCAGCACCAUCGAUGAUGUGCAUUUUUUUUAUGUCAUAUAUUAAAAUAUUGUGACAUUUUUUAAGCG